Molecule: messenger RNA, 720 nt
Organism: Numida meleagris (helmeted guineafowl)
Lineage: Eukaryota; Metazoa; Chordata; Aves; Galliformes; Numididae
Product: T-cell surface glycoprotein CD8 alpha chain-like
Exons: 3
Coding region: 73-720 (215 amino acids)
Source: RefSeq, a predicted model, not a curated record
CCUAUCAGUUACGCUGCCUAAAAAGUUAAGAGACACAGAUCACCCGCGCUGCGCUGCACCGCCCCGAGGACGAUGGCCGCGUCUCCUGCACUGCUCCUCCUGCUCAGCCUCACGCUCUGCUGCACCAGCACCCAGGGACAGAGGGACACAGUGGUGAUCAGGUUCCAAAACAGGAAUAUGAAGCACCCCCAGGAAGGACAGCAGCUGCAGCUGGAGUGCCGGACAUACAGAACAACCUGGGGAGCCUCCUGGGUCCGCCUGGACAAGAAUGGGAACCUUCACUUCAUUGUCUCCAGUAACUCUCCGCAUAACACAGUCUUUCAUGGGAAUACGAGAAUAUCUCCGCACUUUGAGGCAUUGUGGAAAGACAACACCUUUUGGCUGGUUGUGAAGUCCUUCAGUACACAGGAUGAGGGCAUCUAUUUCUGCAUCAACAAAAUCAACCAGGUGCUGCACUUCAGCUCUGGACAACCCGCCUUCUUACCAGGAACAAGCAACAAGAAGACGCUGAACUUCUGCUGUGACAUAGUCAAGUGGGUUAACCUGGCGUGCGCCUGCCUCCUGCUCCUCACUGCCAUAACCAUCACCAUCGCGCUCUGCCAAAGUAAGUUGCUCCCUCACACCCUGCAGAGCUUCCUGCAGCCUCACACCAAAGAGCACAGCCCGCUCCUCCAGGGGAAUGGGCUCUCUGCCUAUUGCCCUCACGCAGACAUUGUGUAG